This is a messenger RNA of Ziziphus jujuba (common jujube), 3398 nucleotides long. RefSeq names its product lysine-specific demethylase JMJ26. Gene Ontology annotation, cellular component: histone deacetylase complex; chromatin. Gene Ontology annotation, molecular function: chromatin DNA binding; transcription coregulator activity; histone H3K9 demethylase activity. The record is from RefSeq and is a predicted model, not a curated record. Lineage: Eukaryota; Viridiplantae; Streptophyta; Magnoliopsida; Rosales; Rhamnaceae. The coding region runs from base 397 to 3090 and encodes 897 amino acids. The transcript is spliced from 13 exons. Gene Ontology annotation, biological process: regulation of transcription by RNA polymerase II.
CCAAGUCACCAGGUUGUUGAAAACGAGAAGAACCACAACCUUAUCGAAUCAGAAAUCCCCACGCUUUCCUUCUGCCAUUACACUCACAUAUAUAUAUAUAUAUAUUUAUAUAUAUGUACGUACCAAUUGUAUGCGUUGGCCUUAUUUUCUUCUGGUUUGAUACUCUCUCUCUCUCUCUCUCUCUGUUUCUCUCGCCGGCUGAUUGGUGACCGGUCCGAUUCCAAAGAUCUCCGUCGGAGAUACGAGGCAUUGUAGACCGAGCUUGAUUUUCCGACCUCUAAUAAAGAAAUCCGACCGCUUUCUCACCUCUGAAGCCCAAUUCCUAUCACUAUUUGGAGUCUGGAUUUCCCCCCCCCCCCCCCCCCUUUUUAAUGAUCUUUUGGGUCGGUUUAGAAAAUGGAAGUCUUGGUUCCAGGACAACGACGGUUGAACUGCUGUUCUAAUAACGAUUUGGGUGAAAUUUCAGAUGUUUCCAUGGUUCCGGCUAAGAGAAAACUUUCAGAAAUAGUACAUAAGAGAAAUGAAAGAAGCAUAUCCAUAGAUGAAGAAAUGAAGAAUGGCUGUUCUUCAUCACCAACUGGAUCAAAGCCUUCAUCUAAGAAAGAACAUGUCACGCGAAAAGUUAAGUCAUCAAAUGGAAAAAGAACAUUAAAAAAGCAAUUUAAUGCUUCAGACAUUGAAAUUAUCUUUCAAGAUGAUUGUUUAAUUAAUGAACUGGAAGAAGAUGGGGAGUUUAUGUUUCUAACAAAGUUAAAACAACGGCGUAGAAGUAGAGGUAGAAGAUCUGAUUGGGGAAUGACUGGAAGAAGUUCAAAGGAUGUAGAAAUGAAAAAUUCUGAGUCUCCAUUGUGUACUUCGUCUUCUACGGCGGUAUCUUCUCCUAGUUCAUCUGGUGAUAACAAUAGCAGAUGUGCUGUGAGAAAUACAAAGAGUAAUGGACAAAGUCAUAUUAAGUGCCAUCAGUGCAUGAAAAUGGAGAGAAAAGCUGUUGUUUCAUGUACAACUUGUAAACAGAAUUCAUAUUGCAUCCAAUGUGCCAAGCAAUGGUACCCACAAUUGACAGUAGAGGAAAUAGAGGAGCUUUGCCCAUUUUGCCGCAAAAAUUGCAACUGCAAUAGAUGCUUGCAUUCAACUGGGAUUAUCAAGACAUCAAAUAUAGAUAUUGGCAAUUGUGAAAAAAUUGAGCUUCUGGAAUACUUAAUUAAAUCACUACUUCCAUUUCUUAAAGAAAUUUGCAAAGAACAAGAUCAGGAGAUGGAGAUUGAAGCUAAGAUUCAAGGGAUUUCAUCUUCUGAAAUUGAAGUACCAUUGACCCUCUGUUCUAAUGAUGAGCGUGUCUAUUGCAACCAUUGUGCUACUUCAAUAGUUGAUUUUCACCGAAGCUGCCCAAAAUGUUCUUAUGAACUCUGUCUUAGUUGUUGUCAAGAAAUUCGCAAGGGAAGCCUUAAAGAUCGUGCUGAAGUGAAGUUUCAAUAUAAGAAUAAGGGCUAUCAAUAUAUGCAUGGUGGAGAUCCUUCACCAGAAUCUCGUCUUUCAAAAACUUUUGAGGAUUGUAUUGAAUCUUUGACUGAGUGGAAUGCAAAUGGUGAUGGGAGUAUUACGUGUGCUCCAAAAGAUAUGGGUGGAUGCAGUGAUUGUAUGUUGGAGCUCAAGUGCAUCCUUCCAUGUGGUUGGAUCUCAAGUUUAGAAGUGAAAGCCAGAAAUUUACUGAUUGAUGGAACUGAGCAUACAACUUUAAAGCAAAAACGUGGUGAAAGAAGAGCGCAGGCCUUACGGAAGGCAGCAUCCAGAACAAGUUCUGAUGAUAAUUUUUUGUAUUGUCCUGCCUCUACUGGCAGUCUGGAAGGAGACUUUUUGACCUUUCAAAGACACUGGAUUAUUGGUGAACCUGUUAUAGUUCGAGAUGUUCUUAAAAAAGCUACUGGUUUGAGCUGGGAGCCAAUGGUCAUGUGGCGUGCAUUAUGCGAAAACAUGGAUUCUGAAGUCAACUCAAAAUUUUUAGAAGUGAGGGCCAUUGAUUGUCUUGCUGGUUGUGAGGUGGAGAUUAGUACUCUUCAGUUUUUUGAAGGUUACACUUUAGGGAGAACAUAUGAAAAUUUAUGGCCAGAGAUGCUCAAGUUGAAGGACUGGCCUCCAUCUGAUAAAUUUGAUGAUCUUCUACCUCGUCAUUGUGAUGAAUUUAUAAGUGCAUUGCCAUUUCAAGAAUAUACAGAGCCUAGGACUGGCAUGCUUAACCUUGCUGUAAAGUUGCCACCAGAUGUGCUGAAGCCAGACAUGGGACCCAAAACAUAUAUUGCUUAUGGCAUUGCAGAAGAACUUGGUAGAGGGGACUCUGUAACAAAGCUUCAUUGUGAUAUGUCAGAUGCGGUGAAUAUUUUAAUGCAUACAGCAGAAGUUUCAUCAAGUAUAGAGCAGCGCUUCUCUAUUUCAAGGUUGAAAAAGUUGCACAAGGCGCAAGAUGUAAGAGAGCAUUUAGGUAGUGUUAAACUUGGCAGUUAUCAUGCUCAACAACUUGUUGAAUGGAAUGAGGAUAUGGAAACUUCAGAAAUUGAUGGAAGACUCCAGACUCUAAAAAACGAUCUGGAUGAUUUUCCUGGUUUCGUGUUAGAUGCAGAGAAAACAGGCACCAGCGGUGCACUUUGGGACAUUUUCCGCAGGCAGGAUGUCCCAAAGUUAGAAGCAUAUUUAAGAAAGCACUCAGAAGAAUUUAGGCAUACAUUCUGUUCUCCGGUUAAACAGGUUAUUCACCCUAUUCAUGACCAAUGCUUUUAUUUAAAUUCAGAGCACAAAAGAAGGUUGAAGGAGGAAUACGGUAUCGAACCAUGGACAUUCGAGCAAAGACUUGGAGAGGCUGUAUUUAUUCCUGCUGGAUGCCCGCAUCAAGUUAGAAAUCUUAAGUCCUGCACCAAAGUUGCUGUAGACUUUGUCUCUCCAGAAAAUGUGCAUGAAUGCCUUCGUUUGACAGAGGAGUUCAGACGACUUCCGAAGAACCAUAGGGCGAGAGAAGAUAAACUAGAGAUAAAGAAGAUGAUACUUUAUGCAGUUGACCAAGCUGUUAAAGAUUUGGAAGCCAUGAAACUCACAGUUUAGCAUCUCUAACCUGGCUUCUAACACCGGUAUAGGAUAACUUGUGAUAGAGUUCAUUGGAGCUUUUUGUGCAUCUGGCUACUAACACCGAUAACUUGUUAUAGAGUUCAUUUGAGCUUUCAUUGCACUCCUAACCUGAUAUUUUUCCCUGUGCAAGUGGCUUUUAACUGCAAUACAAAAUGAGAAACUAUAAUGUUAAUGUUGGUGAUAUGAUAUGAGAUAUAAAAUUUACUAAAAUAUUUUUUGUUGAGUUAAAAAUAUGAGUGCAUCUAAAAUUUCCUUGGACAAUGAUAUUGAAUUUUUAUUUUCUA